Aedes albopictus (Asian tiger mosquito) is the source of this 5919-nucleotide messenger RNA. RefSeq names its product titin (gene Sirt7). NCBI's taxonomy places the organism in Eukaryota, Metazoa, Arthropoda, Insecta, Diptera, Culicidae. The record is from RefSeq and is a predicted model, not a curated record. The transcript has 4 exons. Gene Ontology annotation, cellular component: chromatin; nucleus. The coding region runs from base 412 to 4848 and encodes 1478 amino acids. Gene Ontology annotation, molecular function: NAD+ binding; histone H3K18 deacetylase activity, NAD-dependent.
CCUGUCGCUGGCUGUCUUGUCUCCCGAAGCGAGCCGAGCGUGUACGUGCGUUCUUGCAAAGGAAGAAGAAAUAAAUAAUAAACAAUAAUAAAAGUUAAUUGGACGGAACUUUGACUAAUUUUUGUGAAAAUUCAUGCAAAUUUCGGAAAAUUUCAAUCUUAAAACAAGUUUGGCUUGUGCGUUAAUUGUUUGUGCUAGUUGGUAUCAGUGAGUGUGGUGAAAUAGAAGCGAAAAAUAGUCCUAAAAUUAGGACACAAAACAAAGAAUAUUUUUUGUCAUCCUUCCAUGGUGUUUGGGCUUUUUUUUUCGGGUGAAGGUGAUGAUGCUUGAGCUUGAGCGAUAAUAAUAUGGAUGCGGUAAUUAUCAUCAGUGGGAAGUGGAGUUGAAUUUCACAAGCACGAAAACACGUGAAUGAUGCGUUUGAAGGGUAUCAAACCGUCGGCAAUCCUCGAACAGGGGACCAAACGGUGCCGCCGGUCCGAAAACAAGCCGGAAGAGGAAUGUCCCAAGAAGAAAAAGUUGGAUCUUUGGAAGAAGGUCGUUUCAAUUCUGAACAAAGCCGAAUCGAAACGAACCGGCGAUGAGGAGCGAUUGCUUGGGAGUCACAAGACGCUGGUCAAGCAGAUUCUGGAACGGAGGAAAAGGAGAGUGGUCUAUAAGGAGCGGAUGCUGGAGAGGGAAGAUGAUCAAGGCGAGAUUGAAGCGAAAGCAUUGAAACUGGCCCAGGCGAUUGCGAAGUCCAAUCAUUUGUUGGUCUAUACGGGUGCUGGGAUUAGUACUUCGGCAAAAAUUCCGGAUUAUAGGGGUAGUCAGGGUAUUUGGACGCUGCUAGCCCAAGGGAAGGAUAUUGGAGAAUACGAUUUGUCCCUGGCGGAUCCGACGUACACUCACAUGGCACUGUUUGAGUUGCACCGAAGAGGAAUUCUGAAGCAUGUGGUGUCUCAAAAUUGCGACGGAUUGCAUUUAAGAUCCGGACUGCCGAGGUUUAGCCUCUCGGAGGUUCACGGGAAUAUGUACGUUGAGGUAUGCAAAAACUGUAAACCGAACGUUGAAUACUGGCGACUGUUUGAUACCACACAGCGCACGUCUACUCACAAGCACAAAACCAACCGUCGGUGCCGGAGGUGCGGAAAGCCACUGAUUGACACGAUUGUCCACUUUGGCGAGCGGGGUCAAUUAAAGUGGCCGCUGAACUGGGCUGGAGCAACUCCACACACUGAAAAGACUGAUGCCAUCCUAUGCCUAGGCUCGAGCCUCAAAGUCCUUCGGAAGUACAACUGGCUCUGGGCCAUCGAUAGGCCAAUCAAGAAACGUCCCAAACUAUUCAUAGUGAACCUGCAGUGGACUCCGAAGGACAAGGUUUCAACACUGAAGAUUAACGGAAAGUGCGACGAAGUGAUGAGACUGGUGAUGAAACACUUGAACAUCGAUGUUCCGGAUUAUAAUCGAAUUAAGGAUCCGAUUUUUGCUCAUGCUACCCUACUACUGCCGGAGGAACAGCACACGGCGUCUCAGCCGAUGCUCAAGAAGGCCAUCAAGGACGAAGUCAGCGGUGAUGCCUCCUCCUCAAAUGGAUUAGAAGUCAAGAAAGAACCCAAAUCAGAAAACGUGGAAAUUAAAAAAGAGCCCACGCUACAAUCGGUUCCGUUACUCUUAAGUCCACCGUCCCUACUCACUCCUCAGCAACUUUACAUCAACAAUCUGUUGCUGCAACAGCAACUCAACAAUUACAACAUCGUUCUGAACGCAGCCCAACUGCAACUCAAAAACGAAGCAAGCCAUGAUGCGGCAUCUUCACCACCGAAACUCCCCGUGCCGCCACUUGUUCCUUGUUCGCCGAAUGGCAUCCGACCUCCAACCAGUCCACCGGUUCAAUCCAUUCCGAAUGUCAUCAAAAUCGACACCACUUCCAGUUUGUUCGGAAACUUGCGCCAAAUAAUCAACCCAGGCGUAGAACCGUCGCCUACUACCAUCGCAAUGACAUCACCAAACUCCCAGCCUACUUCCCCUAACGCCCCCAAUAAAAUUCACAUUCUCAUGAAACCUAUUAUUCCGACAGCCACGGACCUACCCAAACUUGUCCCACUGACGCCGGCUAAAUCCGAAGCGGAAAAGUCCAGCGGCAGCAGUUCAGUUCUUCCAAAGCCACUAGAUUUGGAGGAUAAAACUCCCGAACCGCAGCCCGCGUCGGUAUUUGAGGAUCCCGUUAAAAUCAGCGAGAAUCUUCCGGAUUGCAUUCUCCAACAGGAUGAAAUUGAACAGGAGAAAUCUUCGGAUGAUAAGGUGGGACAAAAAGCCUCUGAAAUGGAUAAGGGUAGUCCUGCUGUGCAUCCGGAGAUGUCGUCUUCAGUAGCUGUAUCUAACACCGAGACAGAUAAAGAUCACGAUCCACAGCAGAUUGACAUCGAUUCCAAGUUGAGCAAAACUGACAAGACAUCUUCUAACGGAGAUAAGCCUUUGCCGAAUCAUGCUGCAGUUGCACAAGACACAGGAGAAAAAGAUGACAAAUACUCGGAAUCCCCUGCGGCGAUAGGAACCACGCCUGGAAAGACCGAUGCUCCUGAACACGCAAACAGUAUUGGGAAGGGUUUAGACAAAACCGAAGAAUCUGUUGAUGAGCUGUCGAGUUCUACGGGGUCGAGCGGUGUGGAAACGGAUAAGCCUACACCUUCUCAAGAUCCAGCAUCCAGUCAACCUCCGCCACCACCCAACACGGUCAAAGUGAUCCUCAGCCAUAGUCCGGUAUUUAAUUUGUACGAAAGUGCUCCCAAGUUCGUCAACGGUUUCCCGCCCGGAUUGACUCUCAUAAACCCGAUCAAGUUCCAACUGCCGAUCAAAUUGCAACCAUCAGCCCCGGUUUCCGCGACGACCCCGACGACCGGAACAACUGCCCCACCAAAAGUUCUAGGUGAUAGUAAUAGCAAAAAUGUCCCAAUUCCACCAACCAAUCCGAUUGAUAGAAAAAUUCUGGCCGCCAGCAGAAUCCUUCUCGGUUCUCAGCAACCCAUUCAGCCACGUUUGGUGGUACCGACGAGACCAUCUGACCUCUCCAGUCUCAAAAGCUUCCGUUUGCAUGGUCCUGUGUCAGAUGGUAGCAAAGAUGGCAUGACCAAUGCGAAGCCAGUUGGACCGCCAAUUACCAGGGUAGCUAGUCCACCACAUUCACCUAAUGGUCUGGUCCUGCGACCUCCAUUGAUGGUGAAUGGUUCUGUACCAGCACCGCUCAUGAUCAAUGGCAUGCCGGCCAUAAUUACCACAAAUGUUGGGGCCAACGCCCAGAAAGCCAUCCCAGUGAACCCAGCUCAUCGAUUCCCAAUUGCCUAUGUGCUGAACAAUGGUAUGCCGAAUCAAACCGGGAAUAUUGUUCUGCUAACGGCACCUCCCAAACCCAUGAGCCCGACAAAAGUAUUUACUCCCAGCGUUCCCCAAGUUCCUAUCCUGAAAACUCCAACCAAACUUCCCGAAACUCCCCCAGAAUCCAUCCCUGAUCAAUCGGUUCCGGAUACACCCACAGCAGAUGUAAAUCCAUCUCAUGUACCUCCACCUUCCUCAAAUGAUCAAACCGACCAAACACCAUCCAAACCUUCUCGAAGAUCCAGGCGAUUGGAAUCGACUAAGACCGACGAGAACACCACCCCAUCCGCCACGGAACCAAUCGUAGAAUCUACUCCGGAAAAAUCUGCCUCGGAGGAAACGCCACAGAAACCGAGCGUGGAUUCUGCAACUCCCGACGAGACAACGCCAUCGCCCGGACGGACACGAAGCUUCCGGAUUCGCAAGAAAACCGACUUUCUUAACAUCAAACACGAGAAGAAACGUCCCAAGAAGGAUCUGUCCAAAGAGGCGACGCCAGUCAAAGCCCCGAAAGAUGACGAUGACAAAUCGAAGAAGCCGUCGGAUUCGGCAGCGAAAGAGCCGCAGACACCACCGCCACCGCCACCCAGGCCGGUUGCUGGUCAACCACCAACGGUACUGCAGACCACCAUUGUAAUGUCACCGAGUGGUGCGGCUUCAUUUUUGCGAACACCAACUCCGGCGUCGCCGACGAUGGCAGGUCAGACCACCAUACCCAUGAGGAGCUUCCUUACGUUUUCGCCACCGGGCGGAUAUCUACAGCAGUUCGUAACAGCGGGCGGAGCAGCUGAAUCCGCCCAGGAGAAAGUGAAACGCAUUCUCAACUACUGCAAGGUCCUGCAGGCCCAAGGAGGAACCGGCCCAUUGCCUCAGUGGUACGACGUGAACUAUGCCUAUUCGGGGCUGCACAGCAUCAUUCACCCGCCGCCACCGAAUGUGAACCUGUGGGGAUGUUCCCCGCUCAAGCAACCACAGGCCGCCGUCGAGUGUAAGUUCUGCUUCGAGAACUACCGACAGUACGUGUGUCAAUUCUACGCUACCCAGCCGGAGGAAUUCGCCGUCAAAUCGAUGCGUCGCGGGAAGACCGUCGUUUGCGAGUGCUGCGAUUUCUCCGACGAGGAGGACGAAGUACAGGACGAAAUUAAGACGGAGGAUGGAGAGAAGGAGGGCGAUGCUCAGCUGAAGAAUGAAGUGAAAGAUGAGGAGGUGAAAGAGGAGAUCGAUCCGGUUCCGUCGACUUCCAAGGAGGAAAUCAAGAGCGAGGUGGAGUCCGAUGAAUCGGAGGAGAAACCGUCGACGGAAAAACGACAAGUGGUCGACGGGAGUGAGGGAGGGCAACAGAAGCGACUAAUGGUAAGGAAGGAGCAAGCUCUGGGAGUUUGCAAGGAGAACGCGGUUAAGGCGACCGUGGUGGGUAAGAAGAGUCGCGUCAGGCCGGGUUGGUACGGUAAGGGUUACGGUAAGUUGCGAAAGAAGAGGAAGCGUUUCGCCUAAGGAGGAAACAUUGAGACUCAAGAGGAUUGUUGCAUUUUUUUCAGGAUUUCGUUUUUUGUGUCAUGUGUGUUGCAUUUUUUUAUAUUUAUUGGUCUAACACUGUUCGACAGAUAUCAUGUUAUAAGUGUGGUGAUAACUUCUAAUAUGCCGUGAAACGGAAACAAAAUUUGAAGAAUAUUGAUCAGCGUUUAUGAAGUAUUUAACUUAGUAAACAGAGGAUCUGAUAUUUUUGGAUCGUAUUUACCUUUAUAUGUGUACAUAUAGCUUGUCAGUUGUAAAACGAACUGAAGCGGCAUUUUAUUCAACAAAAUUAUGUUAUUUGAAUCAACCUAGACUUGAUUUGAAACAAACAAUUCCUUUUUUCGCUGCAACAGUCGUUUCGUGGCUGCAUGACGGGCUUGGUGGUCUAGUAACUACCACUUCUGUUUCGUAUGCAGAAGGUUCUGGGUUCAACCCCUGGCCCUUCCGUUUCCUCCUACUUUGUAUCUUCUUUCUCCUUUUCUCUUCUCUACAUAUACAACUCAUGUAUAUCCAUAAGUUCAUAGCCAUCGCUAGAACAGAAGUUGAAAAAGCCGUUUCCCUUCAUUCCAACUUUCACAGCACAGUGUCAAUCUAUCAUAUAACGCCAACAAGGUAUGCAACCAAGUGAGUUGUGCCGAUUUUCCUUCAUAGUAAUCAACACACAAUCUAUCACCUCCCCUAUCCAUGGAUCGCAUCACCGACCAAAAGGUGACUUUCAGAUCUCACAUCCUAUCCUACUAACAAAAACCCCAUCUGUGCUGGUUGUGGGAAUACAGAGUGUCUGCGGUCUCUAGUAGCAAUAACAGCCAUUCACAGCCACAAUCUAACAUUCCUUUCCCUUCCCAACUGACUGUAAGGACUUGGCCGGCGCCAAUAUUGAUCCAAAAAUGUAUGAGCUGCUAAAUUGCACUUUGAGAAUAAGUGGAGUGCCCCAGUCCCUAAGCUUAGCAACACCUGUUUCGUGGCUGCAGUCCUCCAUCCUAGGCCGCGUCCCACAUUUGCCUGUUCGUUCUGCACCUGGUCCGCCCAUCUUGAACGCUGCCCUCCAGA